ACCAAGUGACAACUAGAAACUACAGAGAUUUCGAAAUGAAAAAAAAAACUAAUUUAGCAUAACAAAAUUUAAAAUAAAACAUAAUACUCAUAAAUCAAUUACAAAAUUAAGAACAAAAUCUAAUCAUCAACAUAGUCAAGUGCCAAGUUUAAUCAAAUGACACAAAAUUAUUAUUUUGUCAUAUUUAUUUUGGUAUGUCAAUAUAACCUCAAAAAGAAAUCGAAAUUCAACAGCUGUUUUGAGUUUUCAUAAUAACAAAGUCAAAUAAUUACAUAAAAAUUAACAGUGUUUUAUAAUUAUCAACAAACAAAAUAAUUUACAAUUAAAAAAACAUAAAAAAACAUUAAAAAAAUAAAACAACAAAAUAUCUUAACAACAACAAAUAAUAUUGAAUAAAUCUUUCUGAAUUUUUAUCUGAAAAAAAACAAAAAGAUUACAUGGGAUUGCGACCAGUGAUUAGAAAUAUUCUAAUUGGAAUACCAAUUGGAAUAACAUUUGUCGACACAGUUGGUUAUGUGGCAAGAGUUGAAGGUGUCUCAAUGCAACCAUCAUUAAAUCCAGAUAAUAAAAAAUAUGAUUAUGUUUUUUUAAAUCGUUGGUCAAUUCACAGUUAUAAUAUUAAUCACGGUGAUAUUAUAUCAUUUACAUCACCAAAAUAUCCAAGUCAAAAAUUGAUAAAACGAAUAAUUGGUCUUGAGGGUGACGAAAUCAGAACAAUUGGUUACAAAUAUCCAGUUGUAAAAGUACCUGAAGGACAUUGUUGGGUUGAAGGUGAUAAUACUGGUCAUACUGUUGACUCAAAUACAUUUGGUGCAAUAUCACUUGGUCUUAUAAGUGGCAAAGCAACUUGUAUUGUUUGGCCACCAAGUAGAUGGCAAUCACUUGGUCCAUCAGUACCAGCUACUCGUACACCAAUUAAAUUAUCAAAAAAAUAUCAACAAACAAUUUUAUAA
Molecule: messenger RNA, 953 nt
Organism: Aphidius gifuensis
Lineage: Eukaryota; Metazoa; Arthropoda; Insecta; Hymenoptera; Braconidae
Product: mitochondrial inner membrane protease subunit 2
Exons: 2
Coding region: 438-953 (171 amino acids)
Biological process (GO): mitochondrial respiratory chain complex assembly
Cellular component (GO): mitochondrial inner membrane peptidase complex; membrane
Molecular function (GO): serine-type endopeptidase activity
Source: RefSeq, a predicted model, not a curated record